AUGCUCGCGGUUCUGGGCCUGGGCUCCCUCGAAGAGUUGGUGGAGCGGGCCGUGCCGGAGGGCAUUCGGUUCUCGGGUUCUCUGGAACUGCCGGAGCCCCUCUCCGAAGAGCAGCUUCUGCGCGAAGCCCGGGACAUCGCCGAUGCCAACCGGCCGCUCCGAUCCUGCAUCGGCAUGGGCUACUAUGACUGCUACACGCCCGCCGUCAUCCUCAGGAACAUCCUCGAGAACCCGGGCUGGUACACCGCCUACACGCCCUAUCAACCGGAGAUCUCCCAGGGCCGUCUGGAGGCCCUGUUGAAUUUCCAGACCAUGGUCACGGACCUCACGGCCAUGGACAUCGCCAACGCCUCCAUGCUGGACGAGGGCACCGCGGCCGCGGAAGCCGUGUUCCUGGCCUUCAACGUGGAGCAACAGGGACACGGGCGGAGCCGCGCUCCGCGCCGCAAGCUGUUCGUUUCCGAGGACGCCUUCCCGCAGACCCUGGAGGUGGUGGGCACCCGCGCGGCACCCAUCGGGGUGGAACUGGUCACGGAUGCCGCGUGCGGAGAGCCCCCGGCCGACGCGUUCGCCGGGUUUAUCCAGUAUCCCGCCGCCAGCGGGGCGAUCCCGGACCUGAAGGCGUUCGUCCGCCAAUGCCGGGAGCGCAACAUGGUGAGCAUCGUCGCCACCGAUCUGCUCAGCCUGUGCCUGCUGACACCCCCCGGAGAAAUGGGCGCGGACAUCGUCGUCGGCAGCGCCCAGCGCUUCGGAGUGCCCAUGGGCUUCGGCGGCCCCCACGCCGGCUUUCUCGCCACCCGUGAGAGGUACAAGCGCAUGCUUCCCGGGCGGCUGGUGGGGGUCUCCCGGGACGUCCACGGACAGCCGGCGCUGCGGCUGGCCUUGCAGACCCGCGAACAGCACAUCCGCCGGGAGAAGGCCACCAGCAACAUCUGUACGGCGCAGGUGCUGCUGGCGGUCAUGGCUGCCAUGUAUGCGGUCUACCACGGUCCGUCGGGUCUCAGGAACAUCGCGGCGCGGGUUCACCGCCACGCCUCCUUUCUGGCGGAACGGCUCACCGACGCGGGGUUCACGCUGGCCGCCGACAGCUUCUUCGACACCCUCCGUGUGGCGGUCGACGCCGACAAGGCCGACGGCAUCCAGCGGUCGGCGGCGGAGCGCGGCAUCAAUCUCGGACGGCCCUCCAGCGGUCAGUUGCACAUCUCGCUGGACGAGACUACCAGCGGGCAAGAGCUACAGGAUCUGUUACGAGUCUUCGGUGUCCCGAUGGGGGACGAUGAUCCGGUCACCGCCAUGGCGCGGGAGGCGCGUGCGCACCUGCCGGAGGGUUACGUCCGCCAAAGUCCGUUCCUGGAAGCGGAGGUGUUCAACCGGCACCACUCCGAGACCCAGAUGCUGCGCUACAUGGCGCGGCUUCAGGCCAAGGACCUGAGCCUGGUGCACUCCAUGAUUCCCUUGGGCUCCUGCACCAUGAAGCUCAACGCCACCGCCGAAAUGAUUCCCGUGACGUGGCCGGAGUUCGCCCGGAUGCAUCCCUUCGCGCCGGCGGACCAGACCGGCGGAUACCGCCGGCUGAUCGCCCGGCUCGAGGAGUGGCUGGCUGCCAUUACCGGGUUUGCCGCGGUGUCGGUGCAGCCCAAUGCCGGCUCCCAGGGCGAGUACUCGGGGCUGCUGGUGAUCCGGAAGUAUCACGCCGCCAACGGCCAGGAGCAGCGCGACGUGUGCCUCAUUCCCAGCUCCGCCCACGGCACCAAUCCGGCCAGCGCGGUGCUGGCGGGCAUGAGCGUGGUGGUGGUGGACUGUGAUGAUGACGGCAACAUCGACCUGACCGACUUGCGCGCCAAGGCCGACCGCUUCGGCGACCGUCUCGCCGCCCUCAUGGUCACCUAUCCCUCCACCCACGGCGUGUUCGAGGAAGCCAUCACCGACAUCUGCCACGCGGUGCACGAGCGGGGCGGCCAGGUCUACCUGGACGGCGCCAACCUCAACGCGCUGGUGGGGCUGUGCCUGCCCGGACGCAUCGGACCGGACGUGUGCCACCUGAACCUUCACAAGACGUUCUGCAUUCCUCACGGAGGGGGCGGCCCGGGCGUCGGGCCCCUGGCCGUGGGAGAGCAUCUCAAGACCUAUCUCCCUUCGCACGGGGUGGUGCCUGAAUGCGGCCCGCCCGAGGGCAUCACCGCGGUGUCCUCGGCGCCCUGGGGCAGCGCGGGCAUUCUGCCGAUAUCCUGGGCCUAUAUCGCCAUGAUGGGGCCGCGGGCCUGA
Messenger RNA from Geodia barretti, 2265 nucleotides. NCBI's taxonomy places the organism in Eukaryota, Metazoa, Porifera, Demospongiae, Tetractinellida, Geodiidae. The record is from the annotation of a GenBank genome assembly.